Xenopus laevis (African clawed frog) is the source of this 1079-nucleotide messenger RNA. RefSeq names its product lectin type 2. The record is from RefSeq and is marked provisional. NCBI's taxonomy places the organism in Eukaryota, Metazoa, Chordata, Amphibia, Anura, Pipidae. The transcript is spliced from 7 exons. The coding region runs from base 22 to 969 and encodes 315 amino acids.
AGCAGUCUGCUUUUGGACAAGAUGGUGCCCCACAGCCUUUUACUGGUGGUUCUGAUCUUCACUGGGACAUGUCGUACUGAACCCUUCAGUCUGCACUUCGAGUAUCCCACAGGGGGAACAGAAAGUUCCAAUGGAUUUUCCAGGAACUGUAAAGAGAUCAAGGAUUCUGACAGCAGUGCAAAAGAUGGGAUUUACAAUCUGAUCACAGCCAAUGGGGAGACUUACCAAGCCUUCUGUGAUAUGACCACUGAUGGUGGAGGUUGGACCUUAGUGGCCAGUGUCCAUGAGAACAACAUGUUUGGGAAGUGCACAGUGGGGGAUCGCUGGUCCAGUCAGCAGGGCAACAACAUAAACAACCCCGGAGGAGAGGGAAACUGGGCAAAUUAUGCCACAUUCGGUCUUCCAGAGGGAGCAACUGGUGAUGACUACAAGAAUCCGGGCUAUUAUGACAUUUCUGCCAAAGAUUUGGCCAUUUGGCAUGUGCCCAACAACACUCCAAUGACUUCGUGGAGGAGUUCUUCCCUUCUGAGAUAUCGUACAUCCAAUGGCUUCUUUCCCAGUGAAGGAGGAAAUCUCUUCAAUCUGUACAAGAAAUAUCCAGUGAUCUACAAUACUGGGAGCUGCCAGACCAACAAUGGCCCAGCGGUUCCAGUUCUGUAUGACUUUGGGGACCCUAAGACAACUUCAAUGUACUACUCUCCAAAUGGCAGAGGAGAAUUCAUUGCUGGGUUUGUCCAGUUUCGGGUGUUUAAUACUGAAAGAGCUCCUCUGGCGCUGUGCCCUGGGAUUAAGGUGACCGGCUGCAAUGCAGAACAUCACUGCAUUGGAGGAGGAGGCUUCAUACCAGAAGGAAACCCAGUCCAAUGUGGAGACUUUGCUGCCUUUGACUGGAAUGGAUAUGGGACAGGGUAUGCAUGGAGCAGCACUAAAGCUAUUACUGAGGCCGCUGUGCUCCUGAUGUACCGCUGAUCCUCCUCCUUAGUCCCUAAAGCCCUAUGUUUUUAACCCCUAAACCCCAAGUCCCUAACCCUCAAUGUGUUUACUUGGAAUUUGUGUCCCAUUAAAUAAAUAAAUAGUCA